AUGGCGUCCUUCUCCAACACACCUCCCGAAAUCAUCGAAGAAAUUAUCAACGCUCUAGGUGAUGAUGUUGCCGCCUUAAAAGCAUGCUCACAGACCUGCUCAUCACUUCUCCCGUCAUGUCGCAAAUGCCUGUUUCGAACCAUCCAUAUCACUCCUCGUGACCAUCCCCAACGAAACCUUCCACGCCUCAUCACAUCAUUCGGUACUCUUCUCGACAGAAAUCCAGGAAUUUCAGAUUACGUUCGGAACUUUGUGCAUCGCAUCUGUACACCAGAUCUCGACGAUGACGAUGUGUUGAGGGUGCUGGGGAGACUUCGCCGGGUGCAGUCUUUCAAGCUGGGAAUGGGUGACCGCGUAAUAGAGUGGAAGACACUACGUCAACCGUUUCGUGAUGCUUUACUGCGCCUCAUCCACUUGCGCUCCAUUUCCCGUUUGAAAAUAUCUGAUAUCCAAGAUUUCCCGAUUAAAACUUUAUGUCCUUGUGCCAACUUGGUCGACCUCACUUUACUCUCCGUCUGGGGUUCUGCAGCUGGAAUUGACGACGAUGAGCAGGGGGAGGGGAAUUUUGUCCCGGAAGCCGUUGCACCGCAGCUUCAAUCCUUCAAUUUCGAUUCGUGGAGCAGCCCAUAUGUUCUUCAUCUUCUCAACUACAGACGGUCCGAUGGCAUUCCUGUGCUAGACUUUGGUAGCGUCCGGAGGUUAACGGCCGAGGGACAAAAUGAGCAGGAUUUGGUGGUAAUCCAGGCGUUGAUCAAGGCUACGCAGAAUCUCGAAGUUAUUAAAUAUAGCGGUACGUAUGCAUGCACUCAAAAUGCGUCGUCAUGGAUCUCAUAUGCCAUAUCUCACUCAUCAAAUUUAGUGAUCGAGCUGAUCAACGGAUACGCAGGUCUCGCUGUGGCAUUAAUGAACACCCCAUCUCUAUCAACCUUGCGAAAGUUGUGCCUUAGCCACGAAAUUAAUGGAGAAGGUCAAGACCCCUUGUGUGGGCUCCCCGAGGCGCUUAGAGGGCUCUCCGGGCGCAACGUGAUUGAAGAAAUUUACCUGGAAGUUCUCGUUGAUACGGACUGUCAGUGUAACACUGGGACCCUUGAAUGGGGAAGGUUGGAUGCUGCACUCGAACAUGGCUUCCCAAUGCUUCGCCAUGUUUUGCUUGACAUUGCAGUUUGGGUAUUCUCGUCUCAUAAUGCUGGCGAGAUCUUGCGGGCAAAGUUGGAUGAACUUCCGGCGAAGUGCUUUCCGUGGCUAUCUAAAAACCCGACAGUAUUGUUCAGUUUUUCUACGAGAAUAGAGUGGGUUUAA
Molecule: messenger RNA, 1299 nt
Organism: Laccaria bicolor S238N-H82
Lineage: Eukaryota; Fungi; Basidiomycota; Agaricomycetes; Agaricales; Hydnangiaceae
Exons: 1
Coding region: 1-1299 (432 amino acids)
Source: RefSeq, a predicted model, not a curated record